CGGAUCAACAGCAGCAACGCUCCAGCAUGAGGCAGCGUCGGCACACUACGCAGAACACGAUGAAACAUCAUACAGUGACGCAGACGGAUUGCAUCAGCCACCCCGGUUCUCGGAUCUUGCCUCUGUCGCCUCAAGUGUCGUUUCGAUGGACGCGAGUUUUCGGCAGUACAUUCAGGAAGACCAACGGAUUUUGCCGCAGGACAAAGACGACUUUUUCUUCACCAACACAGCAGCAGCUCCUGUUGGUGCUGGUUCAUCUUCCGGGGGGUUGCAGCAGCUGGAAGAAGAAUCGGGUGGUCCAAUUUUGCAGCGAAAGAAUGGG
Molecule: messenger RNA, 322 nt
Organism: Amoebophrya sp. A120
Lineage: Eukaryota; Dinophyceae; Syndiniales; Amoebophryaceae
Source: the annotation of a GenBank genome assembly